This is a messenger RNA of Oryzias melastigma (Indian medaka), 2448 nucleotides long. It is a transcript of the gene dnajc5aa, whose product is annotated as DnaJ (Hsp40) homolog, subfamily C, member 5aa. Bases 198 to 797 code for a protein of 199 amino acids. NCBI's taxonomy places the organism in Eukaryota, Metazoa, Chordata, Actinopteri, Beloniformes, Adrianichthyidae. The transcript is spliced from 5 exons. Gene Ontology annotation, cellular component: presynapse; intracellular membrane-bounded organelle; membrane. The record is from RefSeq and is a predicted model, not a curated record. Gene Ontology annotation, biological process: regulation of synaptic vesicle cycle.
GGAGCCAGCGAUCUUCUGCGGCUGUCCAUGGUCCUGUAGUAGAGCCAGAACGGGUCCGGGUACGUGCGCGAUGCAGCCAUAGUCACGCUCCAGCGCCCAAGACCAGAACGUUACCCGGAUCGUUAGCCUCGCAGCGCGCGCACUCCCCGACGGAAAGCUGUGUGGCUCCUGUGCCCAGCCUGAAGACGUGAGGCACCAUGACUGAGCAGCAGAGGCAGCGCUCUCUGUCCACUGCAGGGGAGUCCCUCUACCAUGUGCUGGGAGUGGACAAGGUGGCCACAAACGAUGACAUCAAGAGAUCUUACAGGAAACUGGCCCUGAAGUUCCACCCUGACAAGAACCCUGACAAUCCGGAGGCUGCGGAUAAGUUUAAGGAGAUAAACAACGCUCACGCCAUUCUGAAUGAUCCAACAAAGCGCAACAUUUACGAUAAAUACGGUUCACUUGGACUAUACGUGGCUGAGCAGUUUGGAGAGGAAAAUGUGAACACUUACUUUGUCCUUUCUAGCUGGUGGGCAAAGGCUCUGUUUAUAUUCUGUGGCCUGGCCACUGGAUGCUACUUCUGUUGCUGCCUGUGCUGCUGCUGUAACUGCUGCUGUGGGCGGUGUAAACCCCGGCCUCGGGAGGGCCAGGAGCAAGACUUCUACGUGUCUCCGGAGGACCUAGAGGCCCAGCUGCAAUCUGAUGAAAGAGAAGCUGGGGGGGAGCCCAUAGUACUGCAGCCAUCGGCGACAGAGACCACCCAGUUGACAUCGGACGGGCACUACUCCUACCACACCGACACCGGCUUCAACUAACGCCCCGCCCCCAGAGAUCCCGACUCAGGAUCCCGCCUGCUUUCCUGCUCCACCUCAGUGACACGAAAGAAAGAAGCAGCCCAUCUUUUCACUUCCGAAAGAGAGCCAUGCACAGGAGAGGGACCAGAUAGCAUGACCUAUGAAAAGAUUACAUCCCCGCACCUUACCUGUAUUCCCCAAUAUGAUGACAAAAACAGGUGUUCCCAUUCUACUUCUUUUUUAUUUCUUAAUCUUUUUGCCGUCUUUCAUCCUCAUGCAGUAGCAUGCACUACCUAAAUGUUCUUUACAUUUUGGCGACAUUUUAAUCAAUAAAGUCAAAUUGAGAGAUGGUGAAAGAACUGGAGGGCGGAGCUUGUUAGGUCAGGAGGUCAAUCCUUUAACUUUUGAUUUAGAAUCACUGCGCCACCUUCAAACAUCAGACGUGGAGGAAGUCUUUGGAUGUUUGUCUUUCGUGAGCCCCCCCUGAGUGUUUAUGUUUUUGACUAAUCAGAAGCAUGUGUUCGUUCCGAUGCAAGGCUUUGUUUGCAGACAGUUUUAAGCCCCCGCUGGCGUGAUGUUUCCUCUUUAGCUGUUGAGACGUGGUGUUGGACCCUAAAGAAGCUUUGCAGUUGGAGGACUUGCUGUUGCUCCUUCCAGUGUUUUUUUGCUGCAGCAGGUUGUUGUUUAUCAAAUCAGAUUUAGGAACAUUUUGUCUUUUUCAAAAAAUCACAAUCCAACGGUGCAGAUUUUAUUUUUUGUGAAUACUUUGUGGCUCGUUGAAGCUUCGCUUGAAACAGAAAGUCAAAGUCUUCAAAACCCAAAGACGACACUGCUGUCUGCUGCUGUUGCUUUCCUUUUCUGAGCUAAAAGGAGCUCCAGAUAGUCCAGCUGGCUCUGAUCAUGCUCUCUUUUAGCUGCAGCAGCAGAGGCCAACAUUUUUUUAAUCUGAAGUGAUAGUUUAAAUAAAAAAAAAAGAAAAGUGAAACCCUUUCAAGUAGCUUCUGUUUUUUUUUCAUCUGUUCGCCACAUCAGCUCAGAGAGAAUUUUGCCAUAAAUGACCAUGAACACAUUUGUCAGUUUCAUAGCGGCCAACGACGUGUUUUAAUGGUUUACAAUUGGUGAGCCCCUGUAGCCCACCCUCUUAACGGUAUGGAUGUUGACCUCUGUGACCCUUGUACGGCGUUUUCUGUAACCCCCCCUCCUCCCCAUGAAACAUAGAUGUUCCUGUCAUGGCUUUUUUUCAUUGAAAUAUUGAAGAAAUGCUACUGUAAAUGUUCUAAUCUGAAUGCACUGUGUGUUUAAAAAAAACUAUAAAGAAUUUAAGAUCAGGAAAUGUUUCCUUUAAAAAAAAAAAAAAAGACGACAUAGUAUAUAGUGUAUCUAUAGUGAAAUGGUUAUAUGAUGCAUUUUUUGUAUUUUACUUUAUUUCAUACUCUGUCAUAUUUCAAAUGAUGAUUUCCUUUCAUUUUAGCUGGUAUGGUGUUGUAAUAUAACCGUGGCAUUUUGCAAAGAAAUGGCUCUAUGGUUACGGUUGCUUGUACAUACACUUGGCCCACAUAAAGUAUAAAAACCUACAGUUUCUGUUGUAGCAUGGUAACCGUGUGUCUGGAAGAAAUAAGUGGAUCAUUGAUCAGAUUUGCUGUUGUUGAAUAAAUGUUCCUCAACAUUUUGA